AUGACUUCCCCUCGUACAUAUUUUCACAUCAACAAAUGUACGAGAAACCAAUACAUAGGGUUAGUUUCUAAUUAUUCUGAAUCCAAUUUAAGCAAAUUAUAUUUAACGUGAUAUAAUUCGAAAAUAUCACAUUUACAUAUGUGAAAAGUGACAAAGGCAGAGUGUAUGAAUCGACACUACUAUUCGUUACCACUUUUGUUAGUAGUAAAAAGUGUAUUUAGUGCAUUUUUAACUUAAUAUUGCUAACCUCUGUAAGGUGUGAAGUAGCUUAACACGAGGUGAAAAUCUUGCAAUGGUGGGCUUAUUAACCGAUGUGCUACCGAUAGCUUUUGGACUAUUUUUGGGAAGUAAGAUUGCCGAUUAUUUGGUUGAUGUUUACCAGAAUAAAGAAACUUUUCUUGACAAGGCGCGGCAGACUGAAAUUUUAGCUGCGAGGAUGGCGGAGCUAAUUUCUGGAAUGAAUUUAACUUCGCCAUCGAUUGAAAUUACGGCGUACGGGGGAGGCAAGGAGAAAUCUGUGGCUGACUUUUUCUGGACCCGAUUUUCCGAUCGUUACGACUUCCCCCAGAAACUCGAGUCGAUGGGGCCCCUCGCCAUCAAAAUUAGGAUUUUUCCUCAACUUUCUUCCUUCAACAAGGCGGAAAUAGGGAUCCGUGUUAUGAUUGAUGGACAUGCUGUAAUCGUAGAAGCAUCACGUUACCGCCAGCCUUGGGCACCUUUAACUAGGCCGAUCUAUGGGGCAAUAACUUCUGAAACGUCGGCGUUUCUGGACCCCAAAAGAAAUAUCCUAGUGGCAACCAAGAUUUACGAAUACUAAACUAGGUACAUAGAUUCGUAUAUCCCGAGUUUGUCGUACGGAAUUUAAAUAAAUUGAAGAUUCGUAUUUAUUAUGUAUGUAUAUAUAUUAUAUGUAAUUAUAUGAAUGAAUACGAAUGAAUAAUGAAUAAUAUAUAUGAAUAAUAUGUAUUAUGUAUGUAUUAUGUACAUAUGUAAAACCUAUGCCAGUCGAAGUAUGAUGUCAUGUUAUAAGUAUUAAACCCGUUGACAAAAGAUCGUGUCCGGCUUCUACGAUGUUAUGAACCAUGCAUCCAUAAGUUAGAUUUUAAUAACGCAUUCAUCACACAAUGUAGAAAUUAAGAAGUACGUAUGUAUACAUACGUUUGAGGACUAAUUAUAAUUAGUAAUUAUAUUUCUAGGCAUAAUAAAAUUUUGUCCUUGUAAA
Molecule: messenger RNA, 1222 nt
Organism: Folsomia candida
Lineage: Eukaryota; Metazoa; Arthropoda; Collembola; Entomobryomorpha; Isotomidae
Exons: 5
Coding region: 293-817 (174 amino acids)
Source: RefSeq, a predicted model, not a curated record